AUGAUCGGUCUCAACUCAGGAGGAAGAACUGGUAAUAGACACAAAACCAUCCAUUCUGGCUCUAUAUUUGUUCGAAUAAAAUGCUUAGCCAAUUCCACGCGUCUAACCAAAAAGUCCUUUCUUCUUCCAACCUUUCGAUCUUCCCAUUCAUUCCCUGUGUGCCCUUCUUCCCCCAAUUCUUCCCAUUCCACCAACGAAUUCUCUAUAAUAAUUCGUAAAUCUAGAUCGGCUAAUUGUUCUCGGAUAGCACCUGCACCAGUAGAGAUUUCUCGAUUGCGAAAUGUAUCGAAACCCUGGGUAGUAAAAAAAAGUGGGAUGCUGUAUUUCCAAGAUUGGAUUUCAUAUUCGAAUAAACCUCGUAAUCGUAAGAAAGUGGGCUUUUUAGUUAUGGGCCUAGCAAAAGCAAAAUUGGGAUAG
Molecule: messenger RNA, 417 nt
Organism: Capsicum annuum
Lineage: Eukaryota; Viridiplantae; Streptophyta; Magnoliopsida; Solanales; Solanaceae
Source: the annotation of a RefSeq genome assembly